Malaclemys terrapin pileata is the source of this 5170-nucleotide messenger RNA. Its product is annotated as zinc finger protein OZF-like. The transcript is spliced from 5 exons. The coding region runs from base 1041 to 4106 and encodes 1021 amino acids. Gene Ontology annotation, molecular function: protein dimerization activity. Gene Ontology annotation, biological process: regulation of DNA-templated transcription. The record is from RefSeq and is a predicted model, not a curated record. NCBI's taxonomy places the organism in Eukaryota, Metazoa, Chordata, Testudines, Emydidae.
UCAGGGCCGGGGGCAGCACAGGUGCUGGAUCUAGGCUGGUGGGGCCCUGACACACCCACUAGCUUGAAGGGUUUUCCAUCCUAUCCAGGGUUUACAGUUUCGUUCAAUGGCUCUCAGUGCCCCCCACUGUACAGAUUGUUUCAGCCCCCCCUGUCUGGGACUAGGAGCCAGGAAUAAGAACAGAGUACAGCAGGUGGGGGGUGAACGUAGGGCUGAGGAAGGCAAGACCCUCCACUGUAGGGGCAGGACCCCCAACCCCUGAGAACCCCCAACAUCCCUCCAACCCACUGAGCCUGUGGCCCCAGCCUCCCUGGUCCUGGAGCCCAGGGAGGAUGCACGGCCCCAUCCUCACCCCGAGGGCAGCCGAAGGAGAAGCCUGAGACGCUCCUCACAGGGGCCGUGCACCCCACCUCCGCAGUCAGCUGUGACUCUCAGCCAGCUUGGAAAACAGACGGGUUUAUUGGUCGCUGGGAACACAGCAUAGAACAGAGCUUGUUAGCACAGAAAUCAGGAGCCUUCAGCAAAGUCCAUCUUGGGGAGAAUCCAAAGUCCCGAGUCCUGGACUCUCCUCACUGAGUCCCAAAGCAGGAGACUGACCCGCUUCCAGACCCGCCUUCCUCAGUGAUGCCCAGCUGCCUCUGUGCUUUCUCUCUUUCCAGGAAAACAGGUCACCUGGCUUCCCCCUCUCUCUUUGUUCUCCAACACCUUCAGCUGGCUGGCUCCUUGCCAUGAUACAGAAUUUUGGCCAUUCUUUAUGCCCAGGCAGCCACUCUGCAGUCACACCUGCCCUCUGGAGGUCUCUGCAAUGAUCACACACCUGUAUCCCACCAGCUUGAAACUUGAGUAACACGUGGGGAAACUGAGGCACACACAGUAUUCAGAGAAAACAUUAAGAACAUUCCCACUUCAUCACACCCCUCUGAGACCAGCCUAGGGGCUCUUUCUCCAGUGGCUGGAACCACUCUAACCAUACCAGUCCCUGAGCCUGAGCCUCCAGGUGAUGAAGAGACCUGGUGAAAGGGCUGGAGCUGGGCAGGCAAAUGACUCUGCACAAAGGGCCCCUUUCAGGGACCAGCUGGCUGAGGAAUCGUGUCCACAUUUCGCUUCAGAUCGGUCCUUCUUCCAGGAGACACGGCAGGGAAAUGGCUGUGAUGGAGCCAGCUCAGGAGCCGGUGACCUUCGAGGAGGUGGCUGUGUAUUUCACCCAGCGGCAGGGGGCUCUGCUGGACCCCACUCAGAGAGCCCUCUACUGUGACGUCAUGCGGGAGAACUACGAGAUGGUGACCUCGCUGGGAUUUCCCCUUCCCAAACCUGACCUGAUUAGCCGGCUGGAACGAGGGGAAGAGCCGUGGGUGCCCGAUCUCCAGGGCUGUGAGGAAAGAGAGGUCCCAAGAGGCACCCACACAGGGAUGGAUAAGCGCACUAAGAAGAAGAAACUAUCUGGGUGGGACAGAAAGAAGAUGAAGGAAGAUGCAAAUCAAGUAAAAGAAUCGUCAAAAUAUGUGAGGUUGGAGGCCUACUUUUCCUUCGACACGCCCACAACGUCUUUUGCACCAGAGGCGAAACAUUCUGAACACUUGCUACCUACCUUCAGCCAAGGAGCUGGAGACGUGGCCCUGGCCGUUGUGGCUUCACCAGAGGUAAAACCGUCUGAAGACUUGCUAGUACCUACCUUCAACCUAGGAGCUGAUUACAGCAUCCGGGCUGCAGCGGCUGCACAGGUAGUGGAAGUGGAGUCCUCAGACCUAAUUACUUCAGCAGACUAUCCUGCAGAGGACAAGAAUGACAUUGUAAGACUCCAUGCUAUCAUUGACACACAUAGGGAAUACCCAACAGAUCCACACUUGUUUUGUGACACACCUGUAACACCUGAUCUAGUACGUGCUCUGCUUGAGUUAGGCCCUUGUCAGCCAGGACUUAAAGAUAAUUUUGACAGUUUUCCAAAAGAUGAAGCUAGACGUCAUUUCAGUGCCAAUUGGUACAAACAAAAACAAGUAAAAAGUGUUUCUACUAUUGACCGGCACUGGCUGGUUUACUCACCAAGAGCAAACACUAUGAUUUGUUUUGCUUGUUGGCUUUUUGCAAAUCGGUCGAAUGCUUGGAGUGAUCCAAAAACUGGUUGCAAGAAUUUUGCUAAAGGUAAGCAGAAAAUUGAAAAACAUGAAAAAAGUGAAAGUCACAAAAAAGCAGAGAAAGAACUUUUCCUUACCAAAUUCCGAUUGUUCAACGAUAGAACAGCCUUGGCUGGUCUAAUGGCAGAAAGGAAAGAGAUAGAAAAAAAUAGGAUGAUUUUAGGACGUAUUAUAGACGCAGUUCUCUUUUUGGGGAUUCAGGGAUUGGCAUUCCGCAGUCAUCGCGAGUAUCGAGGUUUAGGUUCCCCAAGUACAAAUGAAGGCAAUUUUUUGGAACUUAUUAAGCUGUUGGGUAAAAAUGAUACAUUACUGAAACAACAUUUAUUAUUGAGUGCUCGAAAUGCAACAUAUCUCAGUCCUGACAUACAAAAUGAUCUGAUACAGUCCUUAUCAGCCGAGCUUCUAUCAAAGAUAGUAGCUGAAAUCAAAGUAGCUAAGUACUUUGCCGUAAUUGUUGACUCUACUAUUGAUAUCAGCAGAACUGAUCAAUUUUCUUUAUCCUUACGAUAUGUAACAGUAAACGGUGAUGCAGUGGAACGAUUUAUAAAAUUCAGUGAAUUAGCUGGAGCAAGUGCUGAAGAUGUUUUCAACAUUCUUCUUUCAGCAAUCAAGAACUUGGGGCUGUCAAUUACUAUGUGUUACGGUCAGUCUUACGAUGGAGCAAGCACCAUGUCGGGGGAAAUAGCAAGUCUCCAAACUAGGAUACGGGAAAUUGCUCCAAAUGCACUCUUUAUGCACUGCUGUGCACAUAAUUUUAAUUUAAUUCUGAUUGAUGCAUUAAGCUCCAAUAUUCAAACUCGGUUGUUUUUUGGAACUCUAGAAAGUCUGUAUACUUUUUUUUCUGGCAGUUUACCUCGUCUUUCAAUACUAAACGAGGAACAAUGCAAUCUUAUUGAAUCUUUCGCAUUAACUCUGAAGAAACCUUGUGAUACCAGAUGGGCGUCUAGAAAGUCAGCAGUAGAGGCAGUCUUGCAAAAUUUACCAGCACUAGUAACUGCCCUGCAAAGAAUUGUGGAUGGUGAGAUAAAAAACUGCACUCCUAAACAGCUCGCUGAGGCAAAGGGUAUUCUGACAACACUCGAUACUUAUGAAUUCUUAGUUCUUCUUAUAUUCUGGAGUAAAAUGCUAAAGAAGGCUUUCCAUCUAUCCACCUAUUUACAGAAAAGUAGUCUAGAUCUGGUAACAGCUUCUCAUUUGAUUCAGAUUUUUGAAAAUGAUAUGAAAAACAUUCGAAGUGAAUUUGAAUCUGAAUUCAAACAGAUUGAGAAGGAAGCAACCGAGUUGGCUCAAAAAUGUGAUAUUACUACGGAAUAUAAGCAGCACAGAAUACGUAAGAGAAAAAGAUUCCAUGAGGAAAUUGCAGAGGAUGAAGAAGGAAUAUUUGAUGCCCGGGAGAAAUUCAUAGUUGAAUCCUACUUAGUGUCCUUAGAUUCUGUAAUAAAUAGCACAAGUAAAAGAUUCGAGCAUUUUAAAAAUGUGGCUGCCAAAUUUAGUGGUUUAGAUCCAAAGCAUUUUGACAAGGCGGAUAACGUGAAGAAAUUAGAAUUUUUGGCAGACAUGUACUCAGAUGUGAUCGACAGUCAAACCAAAAUUGUGGAAGAGUUUCUUUCAUUUAAAGACAUUUACAAAGAGAUAAUGAGCACUAGCGAUAGGGUAAAGUCAAGUGUCGACGAGAAACCCACCAUCAACAGUGUACUGAAAUUCAUGAUCGCCAAUGAUAUGUGUUGCAUUUAUCCUAACCUUUCGAGAUUGUACCACAUUUUUCUGACCUUGCCAAUAAGUAGCGCAGUUGCGGAACGACCGUUUCGCCGACUCAAACUUAUAAAGUCCUAUCUGCACUCUACAAUGGGUGAAGAUAGGUUGUCUAGGUUAGCUUUGCUCUCCAUUGAAAGACAGUUAGCUACUGAAGUAGAUUAUAAUAAAGUAAUAGAUAACUUUGCUAGAAUGAAGCUUAGACGAAAGAGGCUGUUGUAGUUGCUUCAUAGAUGAUCAUAUUGUUUUGAUCUUAUCUUUUGAAAUAUAAAAUAAGUAAAUAACACGUGUUUUUAUUAUGUUUUGAUUUUAUAUACAAUAUAAAUAGAUGUCAUACUGUAAAACUGUUUUUAUAUUUUAAAUGCAAAAUAACACAUGUACUUGUAAAACAAUAUCAUUCUUGUGUUUUUAAGUACAAAAUAAAUAUGUAUAAUGAAUUUAAAAGUAUGUAAUCAGUAAUUUGAUAUGUCAGGUGGUGCCUUUUUUUUAUGUGUUCGCUUCCCCUGAUGUUAGAACCUGGCUACGCCACUGCUUAGACUGAGGGAAAAGUUUCAUACGGAGGUCAAACCUUGUUUUACAUCAAGCAGUCCACACUAGAGAGACUCCAUAAGUGCUUAAUCUGUGGGAGAAGUUUCAUACAAAAUUUUGACCUUGUUAAACAUCAAGUAAUCCACACUGGAGAGAGACCCCAUAGGGCUUAGACUGUGGGGAAAGUUUCAUACAGAGGUCAGACCUUGUUAAACAUCAGGCCCGAAAGCAUUUAGAACCUUGCAGGCUAAUUGACCCAGCUUCAACCUUUACAGACAUGUUAGAAAAGUGUAUAAAUGGUAUCUGGGUCCAUUCCAAGUAAUAAAGACUAGAACUUUGAAAUGUAACCUGGUAUUGUUAAGAAAUUGGAAGAAAAUAGUAGUGUUGUUCAUUAAUUGCAGUUAACUCUUGUGAUUAACUCAAAAAAUUCAUCGUGGUUAGAAAAAUUAAACUUGAUGAAUCCAAUUGUAAAACAAUAGACUAGCAAUUGAAAUUUGUUAAAUGUUUUUGGAUGUUCUUCUGCAUUUUCAUAUAUAAUGAUUUCUCUCACAACAAAGAAGAGAGAGUACAGUGCUCACUUUAUAUUAUUUUUUAUUACAAAUAUUUGUACUGUAAACAUUCAAAACAAAAAACAUAUUUUUCAGUUCACCUCAUACAAGUACUGUAGAGCAAUCUCUUUAUCAGGAAAGUGUAAUUUAGAAACAGAGAUUAUUUUAAUUGUAUAAGUGCAUUAAAAAAUAAAACAAUUGAGAACUUGA